Molecule: messenger RNA, 125 nt
Organism: Scutellospora calospora
Lineage: Eukaryota; Fungi; Glomeromycota; Glomeromycetes; Diversisporales; Gigasporaceae
Source: the annotation of a GenBank genome assembly
AUGAAUUUGUCAAAAAAAGACGAGGAUUCAGGAGACUUGGGCAUUUUUUACCAUCUGGACAAAACCACCGUCCUUCAAGAAGCUCGCGUUUUUAAUGAAACACCAAUAGUUCCAAGAAAAUGUCG